This is a messenger RNA of Plenodomus lingam JN3, 3369 nucleotides long. NCBI's taxonomy places the organism in Eukaryota, Fungi, Ascomycota, Dothideomycetes, Pleosporales, Leptosphaeriaceae. The record is from RefSeq and is a predicted model, not a curated record.
AUGUCAUACGGAAACCAGCCACCAUGGCGCCGUCACGUAUGCGGGUUGUAUUACAUCACUCAACCCAAUACAUGGCAAAUCGAGAAAAACUAUCUGCCGGUUGUUGAACUCGAAGCCCAUGCCACAAUCCUUGCGACAACCUCGAGAACAGUGCUUACCCAGAUUUUCCUGAACCCUUCUUAUGAAAAGGGCAUUAAAGAAGUGAGGCGAGUCUAUCAGAUACGCCACGUUGUGGGAUUCACUUGUCAUGUGGGAGAUCGGACUAUUGUAGGCGAAGUCAAAGAGAAGGAGAAAGCGAAAGCCAUCUUCAAGGAAGCUGUCGCCAGAGGUGAGACAGCCGGGCUUCUGGAGCAGCUUCCAGAUGCAUCCGAUGUGUUUCACACAACCGUUGGGAAUAUUCCGCCCGGUGCGAAGAUCAUUGUGAAGACCAUCUACCUUGGUGAACUCAAGCAUGACAUGGAAGUUGAUGGGAUUCGCUAUACGAUCCCGAACGUCAUUUGUCCCAGAUAUGGGAGCUACCCCGGGACUUUGCGCACUAGCGACACUACGGAAGGAUAUGGCAAAAGCAUCUCAAUCACAGUCGAUACUGAAAUGGCAGAUGGAUCCUUUAUACAAAAGAUACAGUCACCGUCUCAUCCCAUUGCAAUGGCCAUGGGAACAGUUUCAACCGCACCACAUGCAGAGCCAGCAAUGAACAAAGCUUCAGCAUCCUUGACGCUAGGAACAGCUUCACUCGAAACAGAUUUUGUUGUGCAAAUCAUCGUGAAAGACAUCGGAGUUCCUAAGGCAGUACUGGAGAGCCACCCUACUAUCCCAAAUCACCGCGCGUUGAUGGCAACCUUGGUACCAAGAUUUAGACUACCUGCUGAGAAGCCCGAAAUCGUUUUUGUCUGUGAUCAAAGUGGUAGUAUGCGAGGCGAUAGAAAUAAUCUGGCUGUCCAAGCGCUAAAGGUGUUCCUGAGAUCAUUACCUGUUGGUGUCAAGUUUAACAUUUGCCGUUUCGGGUCGAACUACUCCUUUCUCUGGCCACAAAGUGUGACGUAUAGCCAAAAAAGUCUCGACGAAGCUACCAGUCACAUCGCGACUUUUUGUGCAGACUACGGCGGUACGGAAAUGUUGAAGCCACUCAAAGCAACUAUUGAGCAGCGGUACAAAGACAUACCGCUUGAAAUCAUGUUGUUAACAGAUGGCGAGAUCUGGAACCAACAGGACCUUUUCACGUAUCUCAAUGAAUCUAUUGGGCAGAGUAGGGCACCCAUCCGGGUUUUCACACUUGGAAUGGGCAAUGGUGUUUCUCAUGCUCUGAUUGAGGGUAUAGCAAAAGCCGGAAAUGGUUUUUCCCAAACGGUAGGCGAGGGCGAGAUGCUGGACAACAAAGUUGUGCGAAUGCUAAAGGGAGCGUUGUCACCUCAUAUCACCGACUACAGUCUAGAAGUCAAAUACAGAGCUUCUUCAGCAAAGGAAGAUGAAGAUUUUGAGAUCAUCGAGAAGAUCGCCGACAGCCUGAAGGUGAAGCUCGACUUGAAGGAACAGAAUGAGGCAACAGUACAUCUUUUCCAAGAUUUCAAAGAGAUGCUCACUCUGAUUGCUGACCAUAAUCAGAAGAAGCCAAUCUCUCUAUUCGACACUUCAGUCGAUCUCGACGAAGAAGAACCCUCAUCGGACGAUCACACAGGCGAAGCUCGUUAUGCACAUUUGCCUAAGGUUCCUGUGCCCAAGAUUAUCCAAGCCCCACAACAUAUCCCAGCUCUCUUCGCUUUCAAUCGAACCAGCAUCUAUCUUCUCCUCGGGCCCGAAGCUCCCUCAAUCACACCAAAAUCAAUCGUGCUGCGGGGCACCAGCGCCCACGGUCCCCUCGAGCUAGAGAUCCCUAUCCAGAUCCUUGACACACCUGGUGAAAUCAUCCACCAACUUGCUGCCAAGAAAGCCAUUUCUGAGUUGGAGCAAGGCCGUGGUUGGCUUUCUGAGGCCAGAGAUGAUAAAGGCAUCUUACUAAAGACAAGAAUGGAGGGCAAGUUUUCAGAUAUGGUGGAGUGCGAGGCAGUUCGACUGGGUGUGCAGUUCCAAGUUGGUGGCAAGUGGUGCUCGUUUGUCGCAGUGGAGACGAAGGAGAGCAAGUCGUCAGAGCUCAGUAAGGAUUCGGAAGAUUGGGAAUGGUUGGAACAUGAGCACACGGAAACAACAUCCACCAGUGAGUCUUCCUCAAAUCUGCUUGAAAUAUACGAGCAUCGUGGCGCACAGAUUCAGGGCUUUGACUCGACCAUACGGGCUGACUCUCGAUCGCUUAUAGACCCCUUCGCUUCUCAUGCCCGACCCGCAGUUCAAUACGCCACUAAGGCUGCUGCUCCGGCAUAUACAGAUAGGGCAAUGCUUUUCGGUCAAGCAUCUGCUGCUACUCCCACCGCCUUUGGAUCUGCUGCUGCUCCCACAGCCUUUGGGGCCGCUUCUUCUGCCCGCGGAUGGAGUACGUCACAAGCACAGGGACAACCAUCUGGUUCUGCGCUGUUUAGAAGUGGUCCAGCACAAUCCGCACCAGGAAUCCCAGGACAGCGUUCUGGCGGCCUCUUCGGAAAUUCAAGUGCUGCUCCAGUACCGAAUACCAGCGAUGCAAAGGCCUUGCAGGACUAUCAAAUGGGCCUCAUGACGCUGCAUCAAGACAACAAGAAUAGGAAAACUUUAACUGCCAUAGGUGGUGGCAUGUCUCCAUCCCGUACCGGACCCCCUGCCCCCCUCCCAGCAGCCCAAUACGGCUCCUGGUUCUCUGCUGAUCACGAUUUCACCAAUACCAUUGCUACAGGGGCUGAACAGAAAGACUCCAGCAACUACAGCUCACCCAGCUAUUCCCCCACCAGUCCAGGUUCCUCUCCAAUAUUCGCAGGCUACGCCCCAACUUUUGCCGCCUCCAACUCUGCACAUUCCCUCGCCAGUGCAGGUGAUAACUCAAAGAAGAGCACGACGAGGACAUCACGCAACAUGGUUUCAGACGCAAGCCUGGCCCGUAUGGACCAUACACCUGACCGUCCAGCUACGCCUCCACCUCCAUCUUUAACACAGGAGCCCGCGCUCUUCCUCCACCGCCUCAUCGCACUUCAAUCCUUCAGCGGCGCAUGGAGUUGGAACAACAGACUAGAAGAAGUGCUCAGAAACGGACUGGGGCUCUCGGAGGCCAUGGUACGCGGCUUGCAGCGCAAAGAGGGAGAGGAAUUGGAUGUGGUGGCUACGGCGGUGGCGGUUGCGGUCAUGGAGGAGAAGCUGGCCGGGCUGAGGGGGAGUUGGGAAUUGGUUGUUGAAAAGGCGAGGGGGUGGUUAGAUAUACAGGGAAAGGAGGGUCUGGUUGAGCGAGCGGCGGCUUUGGUGAGAGGGCUGUAA